UGACAACAUCGUCGAUAAGUCGAAACCACGUCGACAAUAUCUUGCCGCUAGUGCAAUGAGCUGGCAGGAGAAUGAGACUGGCUUUGCCCUGCCGGAAGUGCCCGGCGUGGGCAACAGCACGCACUUCUGUCAUGAGUGCGCGAGAUCGGUCAGACCGAGCAAUCCGACUGCACCCACGCCGACAUGCCCGCUUUGUCAUGGCGAAUUCUUAGAAGAGGCAAGUCAUGUCACUAUCUCUGCGGCAUGAUCAGCAUACAGAUCGCCCCUGGUGCUUCUUCGUCGUCUGAUCGCUGCAGACCAUGAGGUCACACGAGCUGACUGUUGCUGUGCUCAGAUCGAGGGUGCCUCGGAUGAUCCAAGACAAUUCGAUGCACCGGGCCCGUUCGCAAUGUUCAAUACACCGUCAGGAGGUCCAGAAGGCGAGCCGUCAGACAAUGAGACGCCGACGCAUCCCUUCGGCGCCCUAUUACAGCAUUUCUUCAGUAUGGCAGGCGCACCAGACAGUGCGCGACCUGCACAGCCUGCCACGCCUGCAGGCAACGAGAAUAGCCCAACGAGGACAUCGAGUGAUCCCCGGAGAGCCGCUGCCGACGCCGCUGAGCGCCGCGCUCGAGGCGAACCACUUCAGCCGGCAGCAGAUGACGCGACUGCCACCACAACGAGAACAGCUACCUUCACCUUCGAGAACGGGCGCGGCGUAACGAUGCAUGGCACUCUAGACGGCGACGGAUCAAGAGACGGUGCACCUGUGCCUGUGCGCCAGCUGAGCGAUUUCCUCGCUGGCGCUUUUGGUGCUCCUGCCGCAGAUCCAAGCGCGCCAGGCGAACAGGGCGAGCGACGAACGGAUCAGCCGACAAGCUUUUCCGAGCAGCUACUCGCCAUGCUGGGCAUUCGUGCAGAAGGCGGUGCAUUCCGCAGUGAAGGCAGCGGCUUCCAGUUCUACUUUGGCGGAGGCGGCAGGAUGGGUCAAUUUGGCGAUUACGUAUCAGAGCAAGGGUUGCAGAACGUCUUGACCGAGCUGAUGGAGCAAGCGCAAGGUCAGCAUGGUCCUGCGCCGGCUACAGAGGAAGUCAUCGCAGAGCUGCCGCGCUGCAAGCUCACCACUGAGAUGCUAGCGCACGAUACGAUGACGAGCUGUCCGAUCUGUCAAGAUGACUUUCAGAUUGACGAGAUGGCGAUCAAACUGCCCAAACCUUGCAAUCACGUCUUCCAUCAGGAUUGCUUGACGCCAUGGCUCAAGACAUCUGGAACCUGUCCUGUCUGUCGGUAUGAGCUCGUGCCUCAGCCUAGUCACGCCAGGCCAGAUAGUGGUGGUCCACACACCCCUCGGUCGCCAGCCGUGCCGAACGAGCACAGACCAGCGAGUCUCUCUCCGGUCGUCGAAGGCAGCCGACUGCCAGGCGAAUUCCCAUUCUUCCAAGGGGCUAUCAGGCCGCCCGCACCAGGGCCCCGACCGCCGCAGAACUUACCUCCGCAGGACGACGUCGAUUGAGUCGGGCGAAUACUGACGGCCAACACUUCAGGUAGCUAGUCAUGUCUACAGAUCUCUGUUGUUGUUAUGGAUGACAUGCAUUGUCUCUGUUGGAAUACACACA
This is a messenger RNA of Mixia osmundae IAM 14324, 1595 nucleotides long. RefSeq lists its product as uncharacterized. The coding region runs from base 485 to 1492 and encodes 335 amino acids. The transcript has a single exon. Gene Ontology annotation, cellular component: nucleoplasm; cytoplasm. Lineage: Eukaryota; Fungi; Basidiomycota; Mixiomycetes; Mixiales; Mixiaceae. The record is from RefSeq and is a predicted model, not a curated record. Gene Ontology annotation, molecular function: zinc ion binding.